Coregonus sp. 'balchen' is the source of this 3713-nucleotide messenger RNA. NCBI's taxonomy places the organism in Eukaryota, Metazoa, Chordata, Actinopteri, Salmoniformes, Salmonidae. The record is from the annotation of a GenBank genome assembly.
AUGAUGACAGAGACCUCAGCCGUUGUAGCCUCUGACGGGCCUGAGGAGACCGUCCGCACAUACUUCCCUGAGACCUGGAUCUGGGACCUGGUGCCUGUGGGGUAAGCAUUGUAACAGACACCAUAUUUGUAGUCCAAUUUCUAUUUAAUUUAACGCACAUUCCUUUUCGUGGCGUGCUGAGCUGAUGAUGCCUUGUAAUAGGGUAAUACUGAAACUACAGGCACGUUUUUGUCCAAAGGGUCGUUUUUUAAGGGGGGAAUAUUUUUAUUUAACCUUUUUUGAAUUGACCAUAAAUCAUGUGUUCUAAUGUUAAUAUAUAUUUUGUUUUUAUUGCACCCUUUUCACCACCACCAGAGAUACAGGAAAAGUGAACGUUGAGAAGACUGUCCCAGACACCAUCACUAAGUGGGCUGCAGGGGCAUUCUGUACUUCCCCAGUGGGUUUUGGCCUGGCUCCCAACACUGGCCUCACUGCCUUCCAACCCUUCUUUGUGAGUCUGACGCUGCCCUACUCUGUCAUCCGGGGGGAGGUGUUCACACUCAAGGCCACAGUGUUCAACUACCUCUCCAAGUGUAUCAUGGUAAGCCCGCCCAGUAUUGUCUCUUUCUUUACCUCUCCAAGUGUAUCAUGGUAAGCCCUCCCAGUAUUGCCUCUUUCUUUACCUCUCCAAGUGUAUCAUGGUAAGCCCGCCCAGUAUUGUCUCUUUCUUUACCUCUCCAAGUGUAUCAUGGUAAGCCCGCCCAGUAUUGUCUCUUUCUUUACCUCUCCAAGUGUAUCAUGGUAAGCCCUCCCAGUAUUGUCUCUUUCUUUACCUCUCCAAGUGUAUCAUGGUAAGCCCUCCCAGUAUUGUCUCUUUCUUUACCUCUCCAAGUGUAUCAUGGUAAGCCCUCCCAGUAUUGUCUCUUUCUUUACCUCUCCAAGUGUAUCAUGGUAAGCCCUCCCAGUAUUGUCUCUUUCUUUACCUCUCCAAGUGUAUCAUGGUAAGCCCUCCCAGUAUUGUCUCUUUCUUUACCUCUCCAAGUGUAUCAUGGUAAGCCCUCCCAGUAUGGCCUCUUUCUUUACCUCUCCAGUCCCACUUCAUUUGGAUAGUCCCUGUAGACCAGGGGUAGGCAACUAGAUUCAGCUGCUGGAUGAUUUUUGUUGGAGUGGUCGGGGGGACGGAAAAUAAUAAUAAUAAUUUGUACUCUGCUAACUAAGCCCAAAAAGAGGUUGUAUUUGAAAAUAACUAUUGAAUGUGAAUAAUUGGGAAUAGAUUUCCUAAAUUAAACUCAUUUUAAGCUGAAUUCCUGGUGAUUUAAAAUAUAUACAGUACCAGUCAAAAGUUUGGACACACCUCAUUCAAGGGUUUUUCUUUAUUUGUACUAUUUUCUACAUUGUAGAAUAAUAGUAAAGACAUCAAAACUAUGAAAUAAUACAUAUGGAAUCAUGUAGUAACCAAGUGUUACACAAAUCAAAAUAUAUUUUAGAUUUUAGAUUCUUCAAAGUAGCCACCCUUUGCCUUGAUGAGCACUUGUUGGCUGCUUUUCCUUCACUCUGCGGUCCAACUCAUCCCAAACCAUCUCAAUUGGGUUGAGGUCGGGUGAUUGUGGAAGCAAGGUCAUCUGAUGCAGCAGUCAUCACUCUCCUGGGUCAAAUAGGCCUUACACAGCCUGGAGGUGUGUUUUAUGUUUUAUUGUCCUGUUGAAAAACAAAUGAUAGUCCCACUAAGCGCAAACCAGAUGGGAUGGCGUAUCGCUGCAGAAUGCUGCGGUAGCCAUGCUGGUUAAUUGUGCCUUGAAUUCUAAAUAAAUCACAGGGAGGGAGGGAGGGAGGGAAGGAGGUAGGGUGUGCGGGCGGGAACGAGGGGAGGGGAGGGGAGGGAGGGAGGGAGGGAGGGAGGGUGGGCGGGGAACGAGGGAGGGGGAAGGAACGAGGAGGGAGGGAGGGUUGACGGGAACGAGGGGAGGGAAGGAACGAGGGAGGGAGGGGGGGGCGCGGGGGAGGGGAACGAGGGGAGGGAAGAACGAGGGAGGGGGGGCGGGAAGGGAAUUGAGGGGAAGGGAAGGGAGGGAGGGAGGAAGGGAGGGAGGGAGGGAGGGAGGGAGGGAGGGAGGAGGGAGGGAGGGAGGGAGGGAUGGAGGGCGGGUUAACGACGGGAGGGAGGGUGGGCGGGGGAACGAGGGGAGGGAAGGAACGAGGGAGGAGGGAAUGGAGUGGCGGAGGGAACGAGGGAGGGAGGGAUGGAGGGUGGGAACGAGGGAUGGCGGGCGGGAACGAGGGAGGGAGGGAGGGAAGAAGGAAGGAAGAGACGAGGGGACGGGGAGGGAGGGAGGGAAGGAAGGAAAGGGAGGGAGGGAGGGAGGGAAGGAACGCAGGGAACGAGGGAGGGAGGGAAUGAGGGAAGGAUGGAAAGAGAUAAGGAACAAGGGAGGGUAGGGAGGGAAGGAACGAGGGAGGGAGGGAGGGAAGGGACGAGGGAGGGGGGUAGGGAAGGAACGAGUGAGUGAGGGAGGGAGGGAAUGAGGGAGGGAGGGAACAGUUGAACCAUGGUACAAUGGUGACCAAGAGGAGAGGAGAGGCUAGAGGAUGAGAGGGUGAUAGGUUGCUAGCUGAUGGAGGGGCAGGUUGAUGGAUGACUGGUCCUGACAUGCAUGUUAUUGUCUCCCUGGCCUGAACUAUAGGGGAGGUGAGUUUGAAAGUGAGUGCCGAGGCAUUGAAGACUGAGAAGUUCUGCGGCAGCGAAGUGGCCACGGUCCCAGAAAAAGGAUGCAUUGACACCAUUGUGCAAACACUGCUGGUAGAGGUGAGUGUCUGUCCUGUAUAGAAAGUCCACUGUUAGUCCACACUAGGGCGAGGGUAAAUACAUUAGAAUAGAUAUCCCAUGCUAUUGUAUGUUUGGUAUUUUGAUGAGGAGACCAGCAUGUUUUGGUGUUUUAAGCCCAAAUGCAGUUAGUCACCGCCUCAUGCAUAAUAAAUAAAUUGAAAAUAUUUUUAAAAGUUUGAAUAAAGAUUCUAUCUGGGAAUUACUUAAUGCAAAUAUUUUCCAUUCAUUUUGGAUUGAGCCAUAUAGCUGGACUGACACAACAGACGGCCUGGGACGUAGACUUAUUAAAUAAAAAUGGACUUAUCUUAACAUUAGUCUACUUUUCAUAUCUAAAAUAUUUAAUUAACCUUUAAAUGGUUACCAUAUAAAUUCUAUGAUAGAAUUAAACAGAGUUGUCAUCAUUAGACAGUUUAUUAUUUUGGUGCUCUUUUACCUGAAGAAAGCCAGUGGUCUGUCUUUUCUCAAUGUCACUUUCCCUCUAUCAGGCCGAGGGAACCCAGGAGACCGUCAGCCACAACGCCCUGCUCUGCCCUGCAGGUUAUCUCCUGACCUCUAUCAGUCAUUUUACUUUCUCAUAAUUACCCUGAUGAUUAUGUUGACGUGCAUUUGUUUUGGUUUAGAUGACAGAUAUGUUUUAAGUGGAACUUGUGAUUGUUUAUAAUUUGUUAUAACGGUUCGCAAGUCACUCACGGUCUGUCUCGUUCAUCUGUCUCGCGUCACCAGAAGGCCCAGUGGAGAAGGACAUCUCUCUGAAGCUGCCUGAGGUGUUUGUGGUGGGCUCUGCCAAGGCCUCCCUCUCAGUACUGGGUGAGAAUACUCCAUCUGUUUGGCUGAGUUUUCACACCUAAUUCUAAGUUUUGUCAAAUGUUCAGGAUAUGUUUUCCAUUUUGGUGCAGAUAGGCAAGUGUAG